AUGCAGCGUAAUGGAACUUUGGUCACAGAGUUUUACCUGCAGGGCUUCAUAGUUGCUCCAGUUAUGGAAUAUCUCCUAUUUGCGAUUAUCUUGGUGAUCUACAUAACAGGGGUGGUGAUCAAUAGUUCUAUCAUUGCCGUGGUAAGGACUGAUCAGAGCCUCCAUAAGCCCAUGUACUUCUUUAUCAGUGUAUUCUCCUUCUUGGAGGUCUGGUAUCCCACAAUUACGGUUCCCGGAUUAUUGCGAAGUUUGCUGCCAAAACUUAAAGGGAUAUCUGUUGGGUGCUGCAUAGCUCAGUUCUAUUUACACUUUUCUUUGGGGGCCACAGAAAACUUCCUCCUCGUGGUCAUGGCUUUUGACCGUUACGUGGCCAUUUGCCGGCCUUUACAUUACGUCUUCAUUAUGGGGCCCAGGAUUUGUGUACGAUGUGCCCUGGGGGCGUGGAUUGGGGGUUUCUUAAGUGUUACAUUAGUAUUGGUGCAAAUUUCAAAGGUGACAUUUUGUGGCCCUAAUGUGGUUGACCAUUAUUAUUGUGACUUUGCACCUUUAAUACGACUCGGAUGUUCUGAGACCUCCAGUCUGGAGACCCUUUUCAUGGUCUCUUGUGGCCUGGUAAUAAUAAUCUGUUUCCUGCUCAUUCUCCUAUCCUAUAUCUACAUUCUGAGAACGAUUCUGGUGAUGCCGACAUCCUCAGGCCAACCCAAAGCCUUCUACACUUGUGCCUCCCACCUUACCGUGGUCCUCAUAUUUUAUGGAACAACCACUUUCAUGUUUGUGCGACCAACGAGAGAAAGUGACCUUCACACCAAUAAGAUUGUCUCCGUAUUCCCAUCGGUGGUGACCCCGGUACUGAAUCCAAUUAUCUACACCCUGCGCAACCACGAGGUGAAGUCUGCAAUAUGGAGAACCAUCCGUUGUGUUUAA
This is a messenger RNA of Rana temporaria (common frog), 924 nucleotides long. RefSeq names its product olfactory receptor 6F1-like. The record is from RefSeq and is a predicted model, not a curated record. Gene Ontology annotation, biological process: G protein-coupled receptor signaling pathway. Lineage: Eukaryota; Metazoa; Chordata; Amphibia; Anura; Ranidae. Gene Ontology annotation, cellular component: membrane. The coding region runs from base 1 to 924 and encodes 307 amino acids. The transcript has a single exon. Gene Ontology annotation, molecular function: G protein-coupled receptor activity; olfactory receptor activity.